This is a messenger RNA of Malassezia globosa CBS 7966, 1641 nucleotides long. RefSeq lists its product as uncharacterized. Gene Ontology annotation, molecular function: enzyme regulator activity. Lineage: Eukaryota; Fungi; Basidiomycota; Malasseziomycetes; Malasseziales; Malasseziaceae. The record is from RefSeq and is a predicted model, not a curated record. Gene Ontology annotation, cellular component: proteasome complex; proteasome regulatory particle, lid subcomplex. The transcript has a single exon. Gene Ontology annotation, biological process: ubiquitin-dependent protein catabolic process; regulation of protein catabolic process. The coding region runs from base 1 to 1641 and encodes 546 amino acids.
AUGGCAGUAGCGAGCAAAGGCGAAAAUCCAGAUGAGUCGCACAGCGUGACACAAAAGCAUGCCUCAGAAGCGUGUGCGCCUCAGAGCGACAAAUCACAGUAUUUAGCUCUGCUGCGCCACAACAUCACACUCCUCAAGCGAAGCGUGGCUCAUGUAGAGCAGCGCUACAUGGCACGGGUCAUUCGCUCGCUUCCUUACGUGCGCACGCACGUGCAAGAAAAGGCUGAUGUGCUCGCACUCGUUGUGCAAGAGGCCCUUCCAGAGGCGAGCACAUAUCGCGAGGAGUUGCUUAGUUUGUUGCCGCAGCCAUUCGUCAACGAUGUGGCGGAUGCAUCAAAGACAGUAGAAAAGCCUGCGGCUAUGGACGAAGAAAUGCCAGAUGCUUCAUCGGCUAUGCCAUCACACAAUGCUGCAUCAGAGACGCGUACAGAUGAUGAUGCACUGCCAGAGCUUGUGGCAUACUUGCGCCUGCUGGUCGUCGUGUACCUGCUGGAUCAGCCAGCAUGCCUGGCGAAGGCUACGGCGCUGUGCGCCAAAGCUGUCGACGAAGUGGUGCUGCAAAACCGACGCUCACUUGAUAUCCUUGGUGCAAAGCUAGUCUUUUUCCUAGCUCGCUGCUACGAGAAGAACAAAGACGAGGGUCUCACGUCGUUGCGAGAUAUGCUUUUGGCUUUGCAACGCACAUCGUCUCUACGACAUGAUUCAGAAACGAAUGCGACAGUCCAGAAUGUGUUGCUCCGUAUGUAUAUUGUCGAGGGCAAUCUGUAUGAGCAGGCCGAUAAGCUUGUGGCUCGUGCCCCCUUCCCACGCACACAUGCAUCGAAUCCACAAGUCGCACGCUACGACUACUAUGUGGGCCGAAUCCGCGCUGUGCAGUUGAACUACUCCGAUGCACAUUCGCACCUUCAGCAGGCGAUUCGUCGCGCGCCUCAGCAAGGACUCUUGACGAAGCGGAGCUUGCCAGAUCAAGACGACAAUGGCGUCAAGCCUGUGGCUGGCGGCUUCCUCCAAACGGCUUACAAACUCCUCAUCAUUGUCGAGCUGUUAAUGGGCGACUUGCCUGAGCGCUCGAUUUUCCGGCUUCCUCUGCUACGACAGGCAUUGGCAUCGUAUUUGCCGAUCGUGCAGGCGGUGCGUGUGGGAGAUUUGUCUUUGUUCCAGGCGACGCUUCAGCGGAAUGAAGCACUCUUCCUCCGCGACAAGACAUACUCGCUGAUCCUCCGCCUGCGACACAAUGUGAUCAAAACAGGGAUCCGCCGCAUCUCGCUCGCUUAUUCGCGCAUCUCUUUGGCUGAUAUCACGCGCAAGCUGCAUCUGGAGUCGGAGGAAGAUGCAGAGUACGUGAUUGUCAAGGCCAUCCGCGACGGUGUGAUUGAUGCGCGUGUCGACCAUGAAAAUGCCAUUAUGAUCUCCAAUGAGGCCGUUGAUAUAUACGCGACCAAUGAGCCGCAUGCACAGGUGCAGCAGCGGAUCGACUUUUGUCUGCAGCUGCACAAUGACAGCGUAAAAGCGAUGCGUUACUCAGUCGACAGCCACCGCGCUGAUCUUGACUCGGCCAAUGCGGCUCAUGCCCGUGAGCGUGAGUUGGCAAGUGAAAUUACCGAUGGUGAUUUGGACGAUUCUGACGACGGCUGGCCAUAG